AUUUGAGACAUUUGAUAAAUUUAAAAAAAAAAAUCUUAUCAAAACAGCAAACAUUUUAAUUAGCUCUAUAGUAUGUGUUCAUAGUCAAAAGAAACAUAAUUUAAAAAAAUACAGAAAUAAAAAUAUUAUUAUAUUUAAUGCAUUUCUAUUUUUUAUAAAAUGAAGAAGGGACAAAUGAAAUAAGACAGGAAGGAGGAUGCUGGAACUAUUGUGAGGAUGUAACCUCAACAUCAUUCUCUUUAGUGGUAAUAAUUUGAAGCCUUUAAUUUUUGACAUAUGGACUUAAGAAUUGCGAGGGUCGGCUGUUGAUCCUGUUAUUAUUCAUUUCUUGUUUCUUCUUCUUGAUGUUUCCACAGACUUGGCAUAAAGAGAAAGUAUGCGAUGUUCUUUGCUCAGGUAAUUUAAAGUCCAGUAUUCAACACAAAAUAGUUAAACAUAAUGCGAAUUUACAUCAGUCUUCUCCUUGGGCUGCUCAUUUUGAUUACUAUGCUCGAUGAACCCGUUUGCUGUUGUAAUUCUGAAGCAUUAUGCAUCAAUACUGAGAGACAAGCUCUUCUAGAGUUUAAACAAGAUUUGAAAGAUCCUUCCAACAGAUUGUCUUCUUGGGUUUCUGCAGAAUUCGAUUGCUGCAAAUGGGUUGGAAUUGUUUGUGAUAAUGUAACCGGUCAUGUCACAGAGCUCAACCUCAGGAAUCCUAUCGACUUUCAGUUGUUGCAUUAUGACACGUAUGAAAGGUUCAAGCUGCAGGGUACCAUAAACCCGUCUUUGCUCCAUUUGAAGCAUUUGAGUUACCUUGACUUGAGCUACAACAAUUUCGGAGGUAUUCCAAUUCCUAGCUUUAUUGGUUCUAUGGCGAGUUUAAAGAAACUCCAACUUCAUGGAGCCGGAUUUCAGGGAUUAGUGCCUCAUCGACUUGGAAACCUUUCCAGUUUACGCGAGCUUGGGAUAGAAGGAGCUUGCGCGUAUAUGGGUGAAGCGAAGCUGUACGUUGAUAAUCUCCGUUGGCUUUCCCUUUUAACUUCUCUGCAAUUUCUAGAUUUGAGUUGUGUGAAAAUUGGUGCAGGAUCCGACUGGUUGCUGGUAGUCAACAUUCUCCCUUCUUUAUUAGAAUUACGCUUGUCCAAUUGCAAUCUUGUCGAAAUUCCUUCAUCAGUGGAAGUUAAUUUCUCAUCUCUUUCUGUACUUGACAUUUCACAUAAUCAUUUUGGUACCUCAAUUCCCAAUUGGAUUUUAACUCUCAGUAGUCUUACUUCUCUUGAUCUUAGCUUUUGUUACUUCAAAGGCCCGAUUCCCAACGAAUUAUCCAACUUGACUUCUCUGUUAAACCUUGAUCUUUCUGCAAAUUUUCUUUAUGGUCCGAUUCCAUCCAGUUUCCAGAACCUGACUGCUCUUAAAAAGCUUAGUCUCUAUGGGGCCAAUCUCACCAGUUCCACCAUUCCUCAGUGGCUGUAUACGUUUAGACAUCUCGAGUUUCUUGAUCUUUCUCAUACUAAUGUGCAAGGAGAAAUCUCAUGCGCCAUUGGAAACCUGUCAGCGCUUGUUACUCUCAAAUUGGCAUUCACUAAACUUGAAGGAACAAUUCCACAAACCAUGGGAAAUCUUUGCAAUUUGCAAGUCAUUUUCUUGUCAGAUAACAGAUUUGGCGGAGAGGUGUCAAAACUUUUUGAAACUUUUUCUGGCUGCAUUUCGCAGAGUCUAGAAGAGUUAUGGUUAGGAGAUAAUAACUUUUCGGGUUAUAUAGGUAAUGAAAUUGGACAACUGCGAAAACUUCGGGCUCUUCAGUUAUCAAAUAAUUUCAUAUCUGGUCCUCUUCCUGAAUCUAUAGGAAGUUUAUCAUCCUUGACUUGGGCAUAUUUUUCUAAUAAUAAACUUUUUGGAGCUCUUCCGUUAAGCUUUGGAAACCUGUCAAAUUUGCAAUAUAUUGAUAUUUCAAACAACCUGCUGGAAGGGGUUGUCUCAGAAAUUCACUUCAUAAAUCUCACCAGUUUAAAAGUACUCGUCGCCUCUUAUAAUCAUCUGAGUUUAAAAGUAAGUCCAGAUUGGGUUCCUCCGUUUCGUCUCAAUAACUUGGGAUUGAGAUACUGGAAUUUAGGACCCGAAUUUCCCAUUUGGCUUCAGUCUCAAGAUUAUUUCGAGUACAUUGACCUGUCUUGCACUCAGAUUUCAAAUAGCAUUCCAACUUGGUUUUGGAAUUUAACUUCCCAUAUCCAAUAUUUAAAUCUCUCUAAUAACCAAAUCCGAGGUCAGCUUCCAAGUAAUAUCAGUAUUGAUUCAUUGCGGCCAACAAUUUCCCUUGGAUCCAACCGAUUUCAGGGUCCAUUGCCUCGUUUCACAGCAGACAUAAUGCAGUUAGAUCUUUCCAACAAUUUCUUCUCAGGAUCUCUUGCUAACUUCCUAUGUUAUCCAGUGGUCGUGGCAACUUCCUUGAGAAUUCUUCGCCUUGACAGAAAUAAAAUUUCAGGUCAAAUUCCAGAUUGUUGGAUGAACUGGCAAUCGCUGAUAGUCAUAAAACUGGGGAGUAAUUGUUUGACUGGAAAAAUUCCAAGCUCCAUAGGAUACUUGCGAAAUCUAUUGUCAUUACAGUUACGAAACAAUAAUCUCUCUGGAGAAAUCUCCUCUUCUCUUGGAAAUUGUACAGAGUUGUUGACUCUUGAUCUUGCUGGAAAUGAAUUUCUUGGAAAUGUACCAACUUGGUUUAGUAGCAAUUUUCCAAAUCUUUUGGCUCUUAGUCUUCGCUCCAACAGGCUGAGUGGACAAAUUCCGUCAGAAAUUUGUAGCUUCAUUUCUCUCCAAAUACUUGACUUUGCGGAUAACAAUUUGUCCGGAAGAAUACCAAAAUGCAUAGGCAAUCUCACAUCCAUGACCAGAGUGAAAAGAUCGAGAAAUAAGGUACUUAUUACUUCAACGAGUUACUUUUCGCUAGUCGAACAAUUUAUAGAGAAUGCAUAUCUAGUGACAAAAGGGAAAGAAGUCGAAUACGACAGCAUUUUAGCAUUGGUAACGAGCAUGGACUUUUCAAGCAACAUGAUAGCAGGAGAGAUUCCAGAGGAAAUAACUACUCUUUUCGGGGUGAGAUCAUUGAAUUUAUCGGAAAAUUAUUUGACCGGAGAGAUUCCAAAGAAUAUUGGUGAUAUGCGAAUGGUGGAAUCAAUUGAUUUAUCAAGAAACAGACUUUCAGGCAACAUUCCUCCAAGCAUGGCUAGAUUGAACUUCUUAAGUAUCUUGAAUCUUUCUUAUAAUGACUUGUCGGGGGAAAUUCCAUCGAGCACUCAGUUGCAAAGCAUCGAUGCAUCUAGCUUUCUUGCCAAUAAACUUUGCGGACCUCCUCUCGAAAGCUGCGGAAAUGGUAAGAUUCCGCCCGGCACGGACGAUGCAAAUGGAAAAAAAGAUGAUGGGGCAGAAGUAGAAGAAUUUUACUUGGCCUUGGUGAUGGGAUUUGUAGUAGGUUUCUGGGGAAUCUUUGCUCCACUAUUGUACAACAGCUCAUGGAGACAGGCCUAUUUCAAAUUCUUAACCAAAGUUUGGCUUAAACUAUUAACUAGAUUUGAUAAAUUUCUGUAAAAGUAGGUGCUAUUAUAACAGAUUUAUUUGUCAACUUCAACGCUCUUCUUAGAAAGAAAUUAGUUGAAAGAAAUAGACGUUUAAGCAGGAAACUGCCGUGCCGUUCGUCUUCAAAGCGGCCGUUCGUCAGCGCUGCAACGGAACAAAGACGAACAAUCCUCUGGUUCGUUGCACAUCCUCGACAAAAAAGAAGAGAAACGAACCAGAAGAUGGCUCGUCGUUUCAUCGAGUGUGGAAGACUGUAGCGGUAAUGAAUUUGGAGGCGGCGGCUGGCGGCAGAAUGUGAAGGGAAGGAGAAGAUCUAUUGAUUUAGGUUUAGUUUUUCUUAUGAAUUAUGAAAUGAUUUAUUUUAGAAAUACAAAA
Messenger RNA from Mercurialis annua (annual mercury), 3924 nucleotides. Its product is annotated as receptor-like protein EIX1. Gene Ontology annotation, molecular function: protein binding. The transcript has 2 exons. The record is from RefSeq and is a predicted model, not a curated record. NCBI's taxonomy places the organism in Eukaryota, Viridiplantae, Streptophyta, Magnoliopsida, Malpighiales, Euphorbiaceae. The coding region runs from base 439 to 3561 and encodes 1040 amino acids.